This is a messenger RNA of Fraxinus pennsylvanica, 1983 nucleotides long. Lineage: Eukaryota; Viridiplantae; Streptophyta; Magnoliopsida; Lamiales; Oleaceae. The record is from the annotation of a GenBank genome assembly.
AUGAAUACAAUAUUUGUAUCAGAAUCUGAUGCAUGCCCUUUUCUUGCAGAAUUGAGUAAGGAGGAGCAACCUAAUCCAUCUGUAAAUGUUUCCCAUCUGCCAUCAUUCCCCAAGAAUGAUUCUCCUACUUCUGAAUUGAGUUUGAUUGCCGCUCCUCCAUUUAGAAAUGAAACAAAUGAUAGUGACCAGGUUUCUGCAACUCUUUUACAACCACCAUCCCUUUCAACACUCGCGGGCGAACAGGUUAAGAUUCACAAUGGAAUCGACUCAUCUGGUGAGGCUCGAGUGCGCAAUGGAAAAUCUCGAGGAGAUGGCCGUGGUCGAAAUCAGUUGCUUCCUCGGUAUUGGCCUCGAAUAACUGAUAAGGAGUUGCAACAAAUUUCCAGCGAUUCAAACUCAAUAAUUACUCCUUUGUUUGAGAAAAUGCUUAGUGCCAGUGAUGCUGGACGUGUUGGGCGCUUAGUGCUGCCAAAGAAGUGUGCAGAGGCCUACUUUCCACCAAUUUCUCAGCCAGAAGGAUUACCUCUGAAAGUACAUGAUUUGAAGGGGAAAGAAUGGUUAUUUCAGUUUCGGUUUUGGCCGAACAAUAAUAGCAGAAUGUAUGUCUUAGAAGGAAUCACUCCUUGUAUACAGUCAAUGCAACUGCAAGCAGGUGAUGUAGUGACAUUCAGUAGGCUGGAGCCAGAAGGGAAGUUGGUCAUGGGAGGCAGAAAAGCUUCAACUGUUCCAUCCGAUCAGGGAAAUGAAGCUACUGCAACUGGAGAUAGAACUCCUGGGGAUGAUAGUGAUAAAAACAAAUUUGGGGAAGUUGCAAUAAAUGGUCAUAUAAAGGGGUGCACAAAGAAGGAAAUACUUGAAAAUAAGUCUGUUGUUCGUAGUAAGAGGAAGAAUAGCGUCUUCAGUUUGAGAAGUAAACACCUUAGGAUUGACAGUGAGGAGAUGAUGGAACUGAAGCUCACAUGUAACCAAGCUCAAGGACUUAUGCGCUCACUUCCUGAAAAUAUUCCCUCAGUUUUUGUAGUAGAAGGCUGUGAAAUUGAAGAAUUUGAGGAUGCACCAAUUAUCGGAAGGCCAACUAUUCCUGAGAUAGAUCGUUUUGGUGAAAAAAUCCAAUGGGUAGAAUGUGAGGAUUGUUUCAAGUGGCGCAAAGUGCCUGCAAAUGCUCUUCUUCCAUCAAGAUGGACCUGUUCUGGCAAUGUAUGGGGCCUUGAAAGAUCUCUAUGUUCAACUGCUCAGCAAUUAACUACAGAACAGCUUGAAGAUAUAUUAUCCACUACUACUGAAGUGAGCAAGGAAAAGAAAAUUACUGAACAGAAUUCAGAUCUAGUUGUGGCACAGGAAGGACUCGAUGCACUUGCUAAUUUAGCUAUCCAAGGGGAUGGAGUGGACCUUCCAGCUUCAUCGCAGACUAGAACGAAGCACGCUGGCUGUAAACUCGACUGUACAUGCACUGUCUGCAUUCAACCUUCUGAUGGAAACGACCCAAAGCACAAGCAAACAUGCGAUUUUGCUGACUCAGAAUCAUUAAAGCAUCAUUUCCGAACCUUGAUGGAGAGAUGUGAGAAGAAACAAUUGGCAAAGGAAGCUGAAAGUGCCUGUCAGAAGCUGCAUGUGGAUACCGAUACUUAUCUGAGCAGUGACACAGGAAAAAAUUGUCUAAACCAGGAAGAGGCAAGCCAAGGGGGCUGUCUUGAUGACCCUAAUGAGAGAAAAUCCUCAGUCUCUCCUUUGAAAGGUCAAAUAGACCUUAAUAUCCAGCCAGAGCGUGAGGAUUUGUCCCCUUGUUCAGAUUCUGGGGCUAUGAAACGCUUGCUCGAGGAUGCUACACAGAACAAUUUCAUGCCACAUAGAUCUUCGAGUUCUGGCAUUAGCAGAGAUUUACUCGGUAAGCAGAUGCAGCCAGACGGGAUUGGUGGAGCCAGUUUGAGUAAUUGCAUUAUUGUAGUAGAUGGAUGCUAUCAGAAAACUAACGCUGACCAUUGA